Manis pentadactyla (Chinese pangolin) is the source of this 5872-nucleotide messenger RNA. RefSeq names its product neuregulin 3 (gene NRG3). The transcript is spliced from 10 exons. Gene Ontology annotation, molecular function: chemorepellent activity. The coding region runs from base 101 to 2269 and encodes 722 amino acids. The record is from RefSeq and is a predicted model, not a curated record. NCBI's taxonomy places the organism in Eukaryota, Metazoa, Chordata, Mammalia, Pholidota, Manidae. Gene Ontology annotation, biological process: nervous system development; animal organ development; intracellular signal transduction.
GAGCCUGCCGCCGCCGGAGCCCGCGCCCGCUCCCGGCCCGCGCGGCCCCAUGCCUCUGGCGCGGCCCUCGGGGGGGUGAAGGUGAAGACCGGCUCCUAGGAUGAGUGAAGGGGCUGCCGCUGCCUCGCCACCUGGAGCCGCUUCGGCAGCCGCCGCCUCGGCCGAGGAGGGCACCGCGGCGGCUGCGGCGGUUGCGGCGGCGGCGGGCGGGGGCCCGGACGGCGGCGGCGAAGGGGCGGCCGAGCCCCCCCGGGAGUUACGCUGUAGCGACUGCAUCGUGUGGAACCGGCAGCAGACGUGGCUGUGCGUGGUGCCUCUGUUCAUCGGCUUCAUCGGCUUGGGGCUCAGCCUCAUGCUGCUCAAAUGGAUCGUGGUGGGCUCCGUCAAGGAAUACGUGCCCACCGACCUGGUGGACUCCAAGGGGAUGGGCCAGGACCCCUUCUUCCUCUCCAAGCCCAGCUCCUUCCCGAAGGCCAUGGAGACCACCACCGCGACCACUUCCACCGCAUCCCCCGCCACCCCCUCUGCCGGCGGCGCCGCCUCUUCCAGGACGCCCAACCGGAUUAGCACCCGCCUAACCACCAUCACGCGGGCGCCCACCCGCUUCCCUGGACACCGUGUGCCCAUCCGCGCCAGCCCGCGCUCCACCACUGCACGGGGCACUGCGGCCCCCCCGACGGUCCUGUCCACCACAGCCCCUUUCUUCAGUAGCAGCACGCCGGGAUCCCGACCCCCGGGGCCAGGAGCCCCCAGUACCCAGGCCAUGCCCUCCUGGCCCACUGCGGCAUACGCCACCUCCUCCUACCUUCAUGAUUCUACUCCUUCCUGGACCCUGUCUCCUCAGGAUGCUGCCUCCGCCUCGUCCUCAACGUUUCCCCCCUCCUCUACCACUACCACCACGCCGGAAACGAGCACCAGCCCCAAAUUUCAUACAACGACAUAUUCCACUGAGCGGUCUGAGCACUUCAAACCCUGCCGAGACAAGGACCUUGCGUACUGUCUCAAUGAUGGCGAGUGCUUUGUGAUUGAAACCCUCACUGGAUCCCAUAAACACUGUCGGUGCAAAGAAGGCUACCAAGGAGUCCGUUGUGAUCAAUUUCUGCCGAAAACUGAUUCCAUCUUAUCGGAUCCAACAGACCACUUGGGAAUUGAAUUCAUGGAGAGUGAAGAAGUUUAUCAAAGGCAGGUGCUGUCAAUUUCAUGUAUCAUCUUUGGAAUUGUCAUCGUGGGCAUGUUCUGUGCAGCAUUCUACUUCAGAAGCAAGAAACAAGCUAAACAAAUCCAAGAGCAGCUGAAAGAGCCACAAAAUGCUAAACACUACAGUCUCAAAGCAUCCAGCGCAAUGGUAAAGCCAGAGAACUUGGUGAAGAAUCAUGUCCAGCUGCAAAAUUAUUCAAAGGUGGAAAGGCAUCCGGUGACUGCAUUGGAGAAAAUGAUGGAGUCAAGUUUUGCCGGCCACCAGUCAUUCCCGGAGGUUCCUUCUGCUGACAGAGGAAGCCAAUCUGUCAACCACCACAGGAGUCUCUCCUCUUGCUGUAGCCCGGGGCAGAGGAGUGGUAUGCCCCACAGGAAUGCCUUCAGAAGGACACCCCCUUCACCUCGAAGUAGGCUGGGUGGAAUCGUGGGACCAGCAUAUCAGCAACUUGAAGAAUCAAGGAUCCCAGACCAGGAGACGAUACCUUGCCAAGGGGUAGAGGUCAGGAAGACUAUAUCCCACCUGCCUAUACAGCUGUGGUGUGUUGAAAGAUCCCUGGACUUCAAGUAUCCAUCCAAUGGUUUAAAAACCCAACAAAAUGCAUCAAUAAAUAUGCAACUGCCUUCAAGAGAGACAAACUCCUAUUUUAAUAGUUUGGAGCAAAAGGACCUAAUGGGAUAUUCAUCUCCAAGGGCCAGUUCUGUGCCCAUCAUCCCUGCCAUGGGUCUGGAGGAAACCUGCAUGCAAAUGCCAGGGAUUUCUGAAGUUAAAAGCAUCAAAUGGUGCAAAAACUCCUACUCUACUGAUAUUGUCAAUGUGAGUAUUCCAGUCAGCGAUUGUCUUAUAACAGAACAACAGGAAGUGAAAAUAUUGCUAGAAACUGUCCAGGAGCAGAUCCGAAUUCUGACUGAUGCCAGACGGUCAGAAGACUAUGAACUGGCCAGCGUAGAAACCGAAGACAGUGCGAGUGAAAACACAGCCUUUCUCCCCCUGAGUCCCAUGGCCAAAUCAGAACGCGAGGCACAAUUUGUCUUAAGAAACGAAAUACAAAGAGACUCUGCAGUGACCAAGUGACUUGAGAUGUAGGAAUCUGUGCAUUCUGUGCUUUGCUCAACAGGAAAGAGAGGAAAUUAAAUACAAAUUAUUUAUAUGCAUUAAUUUAAGAGCAUCUACUUAGAAGAAACCAAAUAGUCUAUCGCCCUCAUACCAUACUGUUUUUUAACAAAAUAUUUUUUUAAAGGGAAAGAAAUGUUUCAGGAUGGAUAAAGCUUACAACUCAAGCUUUUGGGUAGAAUUCUGAAUACAAUUUCGGUUAGUCCCGACACCGUUCUCUUUGGCUCUUAGUAGAUGUGGGCAAUUCAGACCCUCAGUCCCACAGCGCCAGUGUCCUCAUAAAAAAGCACUGGCAGUUAGCCGUUUCAGAGAUGAGCUGUCUCCGGCGGGCGGAAGUGCCAGUGAGCAGGCAGCCCUUGCCAUUUGGCUUGCCAGUUCCCACCCCUAAAUUUCUAUUCACUCGACAGCCUCAUAACAGGAUUUGUCAUGUCAACAAAUGUAGUGUUCCUUAUUUAAUUUUUGAAGAAUGGCACACAAACUCCAGAAGGAGAAGGAGGGCAGCAGAUAGAGGGGGGAACCGGGGGCAAUCUUAGCUACUCUUACGUGCAGCUUCCUCUGAAAUUUGAAGGCUCAGAAUCUCAGAGGAAGGUGUGAAAUUAUUAUAGAAAAAGAGACAAAAAUAUCACAAUGUCGUGUCACUAAAAUCAUGCUAAUAGAAAUGUAUUUCUUUGAGAUCUUUUAGGGGCUCCAGAGGAGCCCUUCUCGGUCCGUGUGCCCGUGUGUGUGUGUGUGCGCAAGUGUGUGUGUCUGUGUGCUUGCUCACUUGAGCACUGGUAUGCUGUAUGCACAUGUGGUCAUUGUGCGUAUGUGUGUGCAUGUGUGUGCAUAUUAAGCUUGCUGAAAUUUGUUCUGAAACAUCAGGGAAUCUAAUAUUCAGAAAAAAAAAAUUCCCUCUUAAAUCUGUUCACUUCAAAUUUUUCCGUUAAGUAUAAAGUCCAGUUAGUUUUAAAUCCAAGUCACUUGCAUGGUGGGGUCCUAUAAAACUCUUGACAAUGUCAGGACCACUUUCUGAUGUGAAUACUUUUGAAAGGAACAACUGUUGGCUCAUUAAUGAUACCAGGGUGAGUUGAGGAUGUAUGUUUAUUUCGAAUCCUUCAUACUUAAGUGAUUUACACAAAUUAGUUAUCAAACUGACACCCUUGCUUUCUCGUCAUCCUCAUUAUUAUUUAUUUUGUAGCAAGUCUACCGAGUGUGGACCAAGACAUGGCUUCUCUGGUUAAUACGAAAGGAAUAAAUUAAUGAAAUCACAAAGCCCAGACUAUUCAGUUCAGAGAAAGCCCCCAAAAGAACAGUAAACUGUGUUGUAUGUUCAUUUGGAAUAAAGCAAUAUUUUUACCACUGCUAAGGUGAACUGAAACUUCUCCUGAAGAUCUGUCUGUUUUCUUUAUCCUUACUUUCAUGGGGCAUUUCAAGGAAAUUAGUGUUCACAUAACCAGUCUUUUUCCAGUUAUUGGUGGUGUUGAGUUGUUAUGUUUACACUGUUUUAAAUAAAAAGGCACAGUAUUUGAAAGUAUAUAACAGAUUCUUUUACUGCAGUCUGGGAAAACCUUGAUUAAAAUUUCCUUGUGCAAGAUUCACAUCCCAUUCAAAGGGAAUGUAACUAUUUCUAAAUCAAAUAUUGAAAAUAUACAGUUCUUAUUUGAGUUUAAGUUGUUUCUGUUGAAAAUACACAGCAAAUUGCUCUUUGAGAACCUUCUUUACUAACAGACAUAAUGCCAGCAGGGAAAAGAAAGAACAUGGUGUUCUUACCAAUACUGUUUAGUGGAAAGUCAAGGUCUCUAAUGUUGAACAUGCUUUGGUAGAAAUGCAUUUUGCAUGUAACAAAAGGUUUGUGGUAUUCAUUGGUUGUUCUAUUAUUGUUCUGUUGUUUUGAAUAUAGAGGCAACAUUGUUAGACUUUUAAAAGAUUAUGUUUAAUUUUAAAUAUCUAAGUCAUCUAAUUCUCAUUUAAAAAAUAUUGUAUCAUUGGAAAAUUUUUUGGAAGAUGCUCCUAAUUAACAGAUAUAUGAACCCCCAUUAGGUGCAUAUCCGACACGUUAUUGUGUUGAAAUUUGUCACAAUUAUCAAACAUUAACUGAAAGGCCUCGCAAGUCUGUUGAAGUCAAUCUUGUUUUUAGAGUUUUUUUCACAGAAAUGUUACCUGUUGCUUAUCUAAAGGAUUUAUACAGAAUUCACCUGAGUAGAAGGUUAUAAUAUAUACUCUGUAAUUAACUGAGUAUAUAGUCAGUUAAUUAAUAUAUGAUUUACUAAAAAGAGACUGAAGAUUUUCUAUCAACUUGAGUCCUGAUCCAACCCCUUAUUAUUUUUUAAAGGAGAAUCAUAUAUUAUGUGAUUAUAAACACCCUUGUGCAUUCUGAAGAGCAUGAACAUUAAGCAAAUUUACUGGCAGUCUAAUGUAAAGAUUAGAGAUCUAGUUACUUCCUAAAUGAUAGCCAAGACAAAAUCCCCCAACAAGAACAAAUAUUAAAGGUUAAUUUCAGUGGUCAUUUGUCUCCUUUUGGAAUAUGAAACUCUCCUGUGAAAAGGGUCCAAGCCCAAAGUGCACAUCUUUGGGCACCAACUGACAAGUGCUGAUAGCAUCAAGACUUCCACAGUUGAUCUAACAUGGCAGACACAUGGAGCCAUCGGUACCUUGUCCUUCAAGCUCAUGUGCCUACAGAGAAGUGCUUCUUUCUACAAGACGCUUUUAAUUUUGCUUCAUUUUCCUUGUCUUUAUUAUGUGAAUAGAUUAUUUGGAGAUUUGUGUUUAAGUGAAUUUGCAUAUUCAUUAUUUACUGAAGAAUGAAUGUCAUCCGUUAUUUUUUUACUCUGGAUCACUUUCUGAUAUGUCUUUUUUUAUAAAGCAUAUGUUAUUUUAAUUUGCCAGUGACUGCUAUGGAACCCUGCUGUUCAAAAUACACGACCAAUUGUAUUCUAAAGAGAAAUAGCAAAAAUCAUGCUGGAGAACUGGCAUUCAAUUUUCUUCCUCAUUUUCUAUGUACAUUAUUAAGUGCUCUAUGUUUUACACUCUAGUCCAAUAUCGACCUUGCUAUGGGUUAAGGACUAAAUAUUUGUGACUCUAUCACAUCUCCUAUGAUUUACAUCAUGUCUAAGUAGCAAUAUUCUUCUAAGUCUUCUGGAGAAGGAACAGUGCUGUUUUUUAGGACUUCACACAUUCAUCUGUUUUGAUAGUAACCUAUCAGACCUACCAAAAAGAGAAGAGAAGGGUCAAGCAGACUUCAAGAGAAUUCUCACUGGCUUCCAGAUUAAAGACAGCUACAAUUUGAGCAAGGUCCCUGGUGACCAUGGCUAAGGCCUGUCAAUAACCAGGUCUCCACCAAACAUGCUUGAUGUAUGGCAGCAGUCGUUCACACCAAUUCUGCAGCAUGGUGCUAUAGGAAACCAUGCCUCUCUGAGUGAGGGGCUAUGGGUGUUCCUUGGAUUCCAGCCCUGUAAACUUGAAAAUAGGGCCCUGAGACAUGCGCUGUGAAACAUUUCACAUAUGAGUAUUUAGUAAACCUAGGAACACAGCAGGAGGGGUGGGAUUUUUAUUUGACCUUUUAGAAUCUGGGAAACAUUUUAUAUA